AUGGAACGACUCGAGCACAUUCUCUCCUUCAUCUCUGCCGCGCCGAGGGCUAGACGACUUGAUGUCGAUCCCGAGAAAGAGCUGAACUAUGGGCAGGUUGACUUCGCCACGGACAACACCGAGAACCCUAAGAACUGGUCGUCGACACGGAAAUGCUACCUCACAGGAGUCGCAAUCCUCAUGGUCAUGAACGCCACCUUCGCCUCAUCAGCCCCUACAGGAGUAAUCCAGGGGAUCAGUGACGAUCUGAAGGUCUCUGUCGAGGCCGCUGGUCUUGUUACGACACUCUUCUUGCUUGGAUAUUGUGCGGGGCCUCUGUUCUGGGCGCCUUUGUCUGAGUUCUAUGGCCGCCGCUGGAUCUUCUACAUCACCUUCACGCUCUACGUCACCCUCAACUUCCUCUGCGCUUUCACCCCCGAUUUCGGUGGGCUCCUAGCUGGUCGUUUCCUAACUGGCACCGCAGCCAGCGCCAUUCUGUCGAACGGGCCUGGUUUGAUCUCUGAUAUCUGGGGACCGGUAGGGCGAGGCAACUCUAUGGCUAUCUUCAUGGUCGCGACGUUCUGCGGUCCAGCACUUGGUCCCGUCGUUGCUGGCUUUCUCGAAGUCACCAAGACAUGGCGGUGGUGCUUCUAUGUCCUGUUAUGGCUGGGCGGUCUCACUGAGGUCUUCGUCCUUACUGUACCCGAGACGUUACCAAAGGUUGUACUCGCGAAGAAGGCCAGAAGAAUGCGGCAAAGCAAGAACAAUGGCUCCAAGACACCAGAUCUAGAGAAAAAGGAGUCUCUCCUAUCGAUCUUCAAAACGACUCUGACAAGACCAUGGAUCAUCCUCUUCGACCCAAUCAGCUUCCUCGUCGCCAUCUACUAUUGCGUGGUAUACACUUUGCUAUACAUGCUCUUCAGCAUCUACCCCAUCGUCUUCCAACAGAAACGAGGGUGGAACGCCGGCGUAGGAGAGCUUCCCUUGAUCGGCACGGUCAUCGGCGCCUGUCUGGGCGGUGCUAUCCUACUAUUCAUCGGCUCCAGAGAACGAAAAGCUAUGAAGGAGGGCCACACAAGAACACCAGAAGAUCGACUGCCUCCUGCCAUGGCUGGUGGGGUCUUGUUUGCUCUGACAAUGUUCUGGUUUGCUUGGACUGCGGAGUUCAAUUCCAUCCAUUGGAUCGUACCGACGCUCGCUGGUACGUUCCUUGCCACGGCCAUAUUGCUGGUGUUCUCUGGCUUCAUCGUCUUCAUCAUCGACAGCUAUCUCAUGUAUGCGGCCAGUGCGGUGGCGGCGAACACUGUGACUCGGUCAGCGUGUGCCGCAGCAUCGCCGCUAUUUACGCAGUGCAUGUUUGAUGCUUUGGGCGUCGGAGGUGGUGGAUCGCUCAUUGGAGGUGUUGGAGUCCUGCUGGUACCGAUUCCAUUCAUCUUCUACAGAUACGGCGCAUCGAUUAGAAAACGUUCGAGGUUUGCUCCUACAGACUCGUGA
This is a messenger RNA of Zasmidium cellare ATCC 36951, 1473 nucleotides long. RefSeq lists its product as uncharacterized. The record is from RefSeq and is a predicted model, not a curated record. Bases 1 to 1473 code for a protein of 490 amino acids. Lineage: Eukaryota; Fungi; Ascomycota; Dothideomycetes; Mycosphaerellales; Mycosphaerellaceae. Gene Ontology annotation, biological process: transmembrane transport. Gene Ontology annotation, molecular function: transmembrane transporter activity. The transcript is spliced from 2 exons.